Pomacea canaliculata is the source of this 7941-nucleotide messenger RNA. RefSeq names its product disintegrin and metalloproteinase domain-containing protein 12-like. Lineage: Eukaryota; Metazoa; Mollusca; Gastropoda; Architaenioglossa; Ampullariidae. Gene Ontology annotation, biological process: membrane protein ectodomain proteolysis. Gene Ontology annotation, molecular function: metalloendopeptidase activity. The transcript has 22 exons. The coding region runs from base 173 to 3529 and encodes 1118 amino acids. The record is from RefSeq and is a predicted model, not a curated record.
GCAACAACAAAGAUCGCUCCUUGUUCGCUGCAUAUAUUUUAAUAACGAGACAACAACGAGGGAUUGUUCGCCCCGAAGUCACACGAUCUUCACACGGAAACAGCCGACAGUUCUCGGCCUCAAGCGCCGCCUACGAUGACGACACUCCUAGCAGCAAGGGAGCGAAAAAAGGAUGGAACCCCUCCACCCUCCAAACAUGGCUGCUUUUUUCAUUUACCUGUAUCUUUGGCUUUCGAUAAGGAGUCUCAGCUAUGCCCUACUCGCCGCAAAAAUAUAUGAACCGGGAAAACACCGCACAGAUGCUAUGUCAAAAGGUGUGCAGCCAGGUGUUGCUGUGUUUGAGAUAUAUGAUGACAGUGAUAUACAUGUGUAUGCUGAUGGACAGCAGGUAUUCAAUACAACUUCAGAGAAUGGUCAUUUUCCAAAUAUAACAUUACAAUUUACAGCCUUUGGCAGAAACAUUCUGUUAGACCUCCAUUUAACCAGGGAUCUUUUUUCUGCAUCAUACAUAAAGAAGUUACAGCACCAUGAGAGAAAAUUUAUAAAGAUUUUGCAUAGAAAAGAGCACUGCUAUUAUCAAGGCAGCAUUCGAAAUUCCCCAAAUUCUCAUGCAGCUGUUAGCUCUUGCAGUGGUUUCAGGUAUCGACAGGGGGCUAUAUUAACAGAUAGUGAAGAAACAUAUCACAUAGAUCCUUUAAAUGACACACUUCACAGAGUGUUCAGAAACAGUGACAGGAAGAAAUUACCAUUUCAGUGUGGAACUAAUCGCCAUGAUAUUUAUCAACCUCCAAGUGCUAUAUAUCAGGAUCAUGCAAGAAAAAAAAGGAGCAUACAUGGUCCAUACGACAAAAAUCAGUACACUCGCUUUGUAGAGCUUUACUUGGUUAAUGACUACAGGACUUUUCAGCGUCACAAAGAAAAUGCAGAUGAGGUCUUUAGAAGAUCUCAAGAUAUAGCUAACAUUGUGAACAGUCUAUAUCGACAGCUGAAUAUCUAUGUAGUACUGGUAGGGGUGGAAGUGUGGGGAACUGGUGACAAAAUAGGCAUCACUUCCAGUGCAGAUACUACAAUGGAAAACUUCCUUCGUUACCGCAAGGAACGCAUUAACCCUUACCAUCCAAAUGACAAUGCUCAACUCAUAACUGGCAUUCACUUUGAUCAUGGUGUAGUGGGAAAGGCAAUCAAAGGUCCUAUCUGCACCCAUCAGUUUUCUGGAGGUGUUAGCAUGGAUUAUGAUGGUCUGGUUACACUGGUAGCCACAACGGUUGCUCACGAGAUAGGACAUAACUUUGGCAUGGAACAUGAUAAUGAUACCAAGUGCAGCUGUCCUGAGGAGAAAUGCAUCAUGGCUGCCACCAGCGGACAACGGAGCCCUCAGCACUGGUCUUCAUGCUCACAAAAUGCACUUCAUGAAGCAUUUGAGCUGGGUAUGGACUAUUGCCUGCGUAACCAGCCUCGCAUCAUCUUUGAUGGGCCUGUUUGUGGCAAUGGCUUUGUAGAAGAUGGAGAAGAAUGUGACUGUGGUUUGCCAGAGGAUUGUGGUAAUCGCUGCUGUAAUGCCACUUCCUGUCAGCUGCACUCUCAGGCUGUUUGUGCUACAGGUCGCUGCUGCAACUUGGAAACCUGCAAGCCCAGGGCAGCUUCUUCACUGUGCCGUGAACCAGUUGGGGAAUGUGAUCUGUCAGAGUUCUGUGAUGGAGUCUCAGAGUUCUGCCCGCAAGAUGUGUUCGUGGAGAAUGGUGUGCUUUGUAAAGGUGGACAGUCCUAUUGCUAUAAGGGCAAGUGCAACACACACAAUGACCAGUGCCAGCUGCUUUGGGGCUCGACUGGACGUGUAUCUGACCCCAUCUUGCUUCCAGCAGCUCAAUGUACGUGGCGACCAUGGAAUGUCAUGUGUGGAUUGUUGCAUUGUGUUCACCUGAAUGAGAAGCUUAUGUUCUGGCGUGAUAACUUGGCACUUGACAUGCGUGCUAACUUCCUUACGCGAGGCAACACCCAGUAUGUCUGUCGUUCUGCCAUGCUGGAUGUGGGCUUGGAUAUGCCUGACCCUGGUCUAGUUCCUGAUGGUGCCAAAUGUGAAGAAAAUAAGUCAGGCAUGUGUCCCAUACAAAAGCUGGAUAUUCCACAAUGUCCUGACUGUCAUGGUAAUGGGGUGUGUAAUAGCAAAGGCCAUUGCCACUGUCAUGUUGGAUAUGCACCUCCUUUGUGUGAUCGACCUGGAUUUGGAGGCAGUAUUGAUAGCGGACCAGCUACUAAUGAGUAUGCCAAGAAAGACCUGCUUAUUGGACUGUUGGUGCUCUUCUUGGUCAUUUUGCCUUUGAAUUGUGCUUUGAUACUUGCCUACAUCAACCGGCGGCGCCUUAUAUCCUGGUGGAAGCUUGGACCAAGGUUUAAAUUUGGAAUCCUUAAGAAGUCACAGAUUCCUCCCCAGCCCCCACAACCUCGACACAGCACAAGCAUCUCUGAAAAACGAUGGUCCGCAGCACCACCAAAGCCCAGUCCUGUUUUGGAGAUUUCUGGCCCAUUCACUGGUGACCAUCUACCCCCUAUUCACAGACCAGCACCUGCUCCCCCACCAUCCAGACCAGUUCAUUCAAAGCCACCAGCUAAGCCUGUAGCCAGUGUUUCCGCCCCAAACCCUCCUAAAGUUCAGAACUCAGCACCCAGCACCAUUUUUCUUGAUGGAUCUGCUGCCAGCCGAGACCGUAGAAGCUUUUUAAGUGGUGUUGCUUCCAGCACCCCAGGCAGCACAGCUCAGUCUGAUCCAGACAGAAAAGUUGGGAACAGUACUAAGACGCCAGGUAUUAUAGGGGUUGAAAGUUCAAGAAUGCUGCCAUCCCUCAGCUUAAGCCUUGACCGUAGACUGAAGACACAGAAGGUUCCCAUGGAAGGGGUAAAUGAAAGAGAAGAGGAAGUUCCAUUUGUACCUUUGUCCCCUACAAAGUCUGGUAGAAAAGUUGCUCAUUCAAAUUCUUUGAAGGAGUCUCAAACCAAGGACAGAGCAGGAGGAGCUGGUGAGAAGCUCCUCAAACGAGAGUCUUUCCGUGGCACAGAGAUCUCCAAUCCAAUUUUAGUCAGCACUACAAACCGUGACUCCCAGGUCUUUGCUGACUUUGAAUUUGAUGAGUCUGGCAUUGUAGCUAGACCACCUGGUUCCUUUGGUAGCAACAGCCCAUCCACAGAGAAUGUGCGUGAUGGAUGCCGCAGUCCAGUUCGGCGCAGCCAAUCAGAUCGCCCUUUAUCUCCCAAACGUAGAACACAAGGAGUGGAGGGAAGUACUUCUAGCAAGAAGGCCCCUGAUGUGCAGCAGAAUGCUUCAUUCCGACCACGUCCUUUACCUCCUGAGCCAGUUCUGGAGACAGAGCCACUAUACAUAAAUCAGGGCUUAAGUGACCUGUCAGACCUCAAGGACUGCAUUAGCAGUGUUUUCAGUGGAAUGGACAGCACAUUCAAAAGCCAAACAGCUGUAGAUUUACCAAAGGCACCACCUGUGCCUUCUCUCCUCCUGCUUCCAGUGGCCAACCUUUGAGAGCAAAAGAGAACCCUUCCUUUGCACUUGGAACCAGAACUGAUCCAUCAGCAUCCACUGGCUCCGCUGCCAAAAAGGAAUUCUUUUCAUCCUUAGCAGAUAACAAAUCCAGCACUUCUAGUAAGGCUCCUGCUGCUAGUACCACAGCUGCCAAGGGAGGAUCUGCUGCUUUAAAUGCCUUGAGGAAAGGACCCAACACACCAGCAAGUGACUCCUCCAGUGUAUCAAAACCCGAGGAUGUAGCUGCUAAAAAGUCUUUGGGAAGGGGUCCACUUCUGUCAUCCAUCAACAAGGGGCCUUCUUCCUCUGUGACUAGUUCCCAGAACAAGGAACCUUUGACUAAUGCAGUACAGAAGAUAGCUGGAGCUAACCCUGCAAACAGAGCAGCCGCUGCUGGCACCCUUUCCAAUGUCACCAGUGGUGCUGCUGCAGCUGAUGCUGCCCGCAAAACAUCCAGUGGUGCUAAGGGUGUGACGGCUAACCCUGUGACAAAAGGCCCGAACAGUUUAGCUGACAAGAGUUCUGUUAACAGUGCUCGUACCAAGACUCCUGUGGCAAAUGUGGCCAGUAAGAGUAGUGUGGCGAGCGCCUCCAGCAAGCAGCCCAUGCCAGCAAACAGUACCACUGCUAAAGGAUCCGUCGUAGCCAGCAUUAGUGCACCAGCAGGUUCUGGAAGGGAAGUGCAAGCCAUCUGCAGCGGAGUGCAUCAGCAGCUAGUGGCAGCCGGCCUGCUGUGGCUCCUAAACCACAACCCAGCAAAAAUGUCAGGAGCUUCAAUUUUUGACAGCAGUGGGCUUUGGGUGCUACCGUCACACCCCCAGAUUUGUUUCAUGUGCUUUCAGGUGUUUGAUAUUCUGUCAUCAGUGCGCAAGAAAAAAAAAAUUUUAGGAUGUAAACUGGAAUGUUACCAGUGUUAAAGCUGAUUGCAGAUUGACAGUUGUUGUUAACACAAGUGAGUUUACUUCACCUCUGAGGACGAUAACUGAAUAUUGUUUAUACAUGUGGCUUUCAUAAUUUUUGAUUUUGCUUUUUAUUCUUUUUUGUCAUGCUAAAGAGAUUUUUUAUAAAACACUUUAAAUCCUUUUGUUGGUGGAAGGAUAUUGCAGGACUUCAUAAGAUGUGUCGUAUGAUUCAAACAGUUGAGCUGAGAAAGAAGAUUAAAGUUUUGAUUGAGACCUGUGAGCUAAUUAUACUUGUGUGUAGGUAAUGUGUGGAUCUGAAUUUACUUGUUUUCUCGAGGAUUUUUUCUUUUUUAUCGUUUUUACCUCUGACUGUCUCAGAAAAAAUGAAUUGUGGGUAUCCAGCAUUUUUUUUUUUUUAUUGAACCCAUGACCUUCAGGUCAUUUGGCUUUGGCUAUCCAUUUUUUAUGGAUUUAAAAAAAAUCUUGUGUCUAAUUAGUUGGAUCAAAUUAAUAUUAAAAGAACUUUGAACAUUAUAGAUCUCUUUCAACGAUCACAUUAUUAUUCUGCCAGUUUACACACUAGGUUGAAAGGGAAAAGUUCAAAAUGUCCUGUUGAGCACGUUAUUGCGCUGACUGGUGUAAGGGGAAGAACUCGCACAAAAAAGUUCUUCCUGAAUUUUUAACUCCCUUGUCCUGGCUGCAUUUUCCUGUCGGUUCCUUUUUCAUGAACUUGUUACAAAGACUAUUUGAAUAUUUGAGCUUCACAUGGGAACAUGCACUCUACAAAUUCAGUUAUCAUUAUUAUUUCAAAAUGGAGCAUCAGUAAAGAAGACAGUUAAUUGCAUUGAAUGAUUUUGGUCUUUGUUUAGAAGAAAAGACUACAAUUUGUGUGUAGGUUGAAAAUUUGUUUAGAUGCUGUUUGCCAGGCACUGACCUAGUCUUCUCUUUUUUGCUUUUAAGAAAGGACUUCCUUGAAAUAGUGAACUUGUGUCUCAAUAUAAUGUGCAUUUUCUAAGAAAAUAGAUUGUCAAAUAGGGAAGGAUUAAGUUUUGCGUGUAAGGUUUGUAAAACUGGAGAUAAGAGAUAAGAAACAGAAGUGUUAUGCAGACUUCAGUGCUUCCUCUGACAGCUUUUUGUUUAAAUAAUUUCAGCUUUCAGAUAUACAUUUAUGUUCUGGCACUAGGAUCUCUGGGACAUUGAAUUCUUUGACUGCAAUAAGUUUUCAAAUAAAUUUCCAAGGAAAUCAUACUUGUACAUGGUAAUCGUCCUAUUUUGAAAAAAAAUGAUGUUUAAAAAAUUGCAGAUAAUUUCAUUAUUAUGUCAAUUAUUAUUAUUUUUCUUUGAUGAUCCAUACUAAAAUUAACCUCAUUAUUAAAACAAUUUUUUAUUGCCAUUUCAAUGAUUAUAUUUGCAGGAGACAAAUGUCAAACAAAAAGAUUUUUCUCGGUCUGAUUUCAUCCUUUGAAGUGAAAUGUCAAACCCCAUCCCAGAAACAUAAAACGUAAUUAUGAAUUUAUGAAAUGGCAAACCCACAUGAUGGGAUACCAUACCCACUGGACACCAACUAUUCAAAAACUUCAAUAUUUGUCCAACAUAUAUACUUAUUGCUUGUCACUAGCAAAGGAUGUUUUUGUGAAUUUUGCUUACCUUUACUUGUAACUUGUAGCAGUAAAGAGUGUGUGUUUGAUCAGUAUUUGCAGUGCAGCAGUUUAAUGGUGAGUUUGGAACCAAAUGUGAGGAAAUAAGUACUUUCCUACAUUAUUAUCAUUAUUUUUGCAACCACUGACAAUGAUGACGUUCCCCAGCAAACCUUUUUUUUUUUAAAAUAUGGAUUAAUGCAGACUAGAGCAGUAUUAUUACCAGUUAUUUUGCAAAGUGUUUAAUACACUUAAAAACAUGUUUCACUAGUUCAUAAGCUUCAUGCAAGUGUAAAUUUUUGUUUAUGAUGCAUGUUCUGAAAGUCUUGAGUUUCCGGUUAUCUUGAUAGUGGCUAUAUAUAUAUUUGUGUAUCUCUUUCCAUGAUGAUUGUUCUGAAGAAUUUGAUUUCAAGAGGAUUUUGUAUAUUUUGUUUGUGAAGGACCACUGACUUAGCUAAACUGAGGGAAGCAGCAGUUGCCUUUUCUGAAAUCUUAGCUGUUAACUACUGUAAGAAUCAUUGCAAAUUUGUUUCAGAAUAAGUUAGUUCCAUGAGAUUUAAACAAAAAAUAACAAAACAUAAACAAAAUAAUCUGAAGGACACAUAUCAGAAAAAUAUUUGUACAAACACAAUUGCAUUUGGUAGUUUAACUAGUUUAACUAGUGCAGAUAAUGUUUCAGGUAGGUUCUGCACCUUUAAGAUUUUAUGACUGAAAGGAAUUGUGAUUUGUUAUAUUUUUUUGUAAGAAGAUGGGCAUGCAGGUAUCAUAGAUAAUGAAGGAAGUAGAUUUUAUGUAGUGUGGUAUGUCAGCAUACAUAAUUAUGUUCAGUUUUUGGUGUCUGUUAGCAAUGCUCCAAGUAAUGAUCAGGGCAUAUUGUGCAAUAUAUGGUUUUUAAAGUCAUCUAAGGACUUUGCACCAAUAGUUGAUGAAUAAAUGUGCAGUGGCCUCUUUUUACUGUACAUAUUUUGAUUUAUCCUUAUUCUGAUGAAAUCUUGUUUUCUGGAAGCAAGAAUUAGGUUUGACAGAACUAAUGAGAACAUAGAGAAUAUGGAAAUACUUUUUCACUGUUGUUCUCAGGCAUACUAAAAUUGGCGUAUUCUUUAAAAUGAAGCGAGUUUACCUUUCUCUUUUAUUUUUGGUUCUUAAAUUUCACUAUUUUUCUCAGGUGUAGUAUAAUUGGCUUAUUCUUUCAAAAGCAGCAAGCUUACCUCUCUCUUUUAUUUGGUUCUUAAAUGACUCCUUUGUUUUUUAAUCAUCAUUUUCAUUUACUGUCUUGGGACAUUUUGACACAAACAUUUGUAACUGCAAAGCCACAUCCAGAGUUUGACAUAACCUAUCAUUAUUUAAAAUGCAGCAUUCAUACAAUUGAAUGUACAUCUGUGAUUCUUAAUACAUUUUUUGAUAUUGUUAUUCUAUGUAGCAUGGUUAAGUAAUAUCUGCUAUGAAUCCUCAUCAUGCUGAAAAAUCUGCAUGAUCUUUUGCAAGAAACUGAAUGGAGUGCAGGAUUUUAAGUUCCAUUUCUUGCAUUCAGGAAUCAUGAUAUGUGUGCAAGAUUAUACUCCGUUGAGAUGUCAGUCUCACAUUAUUUGCGUUCAGUUUUAAAAUAGAUCUGAGAGUCUCUCCCUACAUGUUGGUUGCUCUGACUGAUGUGAAGAACGAUGUGAUGUGAAUGUUUUUGUAAUUGAAUAAUUUGUUGCUGUGCAUAUUUCUUCAUUGGUGUAUUUUAUUUCCAUUAUUGCAUAUUGAAACAUCUACUGUGCUGUUUUUUUUUUUAUCUGCAGCAGUUGCAAGUAUGCAUGUUUUGUAAUCCUAAGCAUUGUUAAAUUAUUAUUGAAACAAAAAAUCCAUUAAAUUCACUCCCUUGAUUAGCUGA